UUGUUUGUGAAGCUAAUUAUAAGAUCAUUCUAAACAUGUUUCUUACUUAUGGCUAUCUUCAAAAGCUUCAAAGCUCCAAACAAACUGAAAACAGAGCCAACUUGCGAGUUUGGUUACCGGAGGGCAUUUACUUACUUAUAUAGGGCUCUCUCACCAACAGUUUGAAAACAGUACUAGAAAUAUACCCAAAGGUGCGUCAAUAUGACUGAGGAAAGUUUCAAUGACGACGAGUUGACCCCUCCGGAGUGGCUGAACGUUCAGUUCAUGACUCAGGUGUUGAGUGGUUACGAAAAGGAUUCGAAUCUGAAGGUCACCAACUUGAGUUUCACUCCGGCCAGUGCCAAGGGCGAUCGCGCUAAGGUGGAAUAUACGGCCCAGAGGGGUAACUUCACCAAGUCGCUUAUCAUAAAAACUAUGCCCGUGGAGGAGGGUGUUAAAAAGGAUAUGUUUAAAGAUUCCCCACUAUUCACCACUGAGAUCGGAAUGUACACUAAGGUCCUGCCCGAGUGGGAGAGGAUUCUCCGAAGAGCAAAGGAUCCUGCCAAGCUGUAUGUGCAAUGCAUCUACCACAGUCUACAGCCACAACAGAUUAUCAUCUUCGACGAUCUCGUCGAGAUGGGAUAUGCAGUUUUGCGUGAUCGUUUCCUCACACGGGAAGAAAUCUGCAGUGCCUACUCCAAGUUGGCCAAGAUCCAUGCAAUCAGUAUGAAGUUUAUUCACGAGUUGGAUUUAGGUGAUAUGAUGCACAAGGAAGAAACCCGGAAAACACUGUAUCACCUAGAUGAUUUUAUAGAAGAAACCAAAUCAAUAUUGGGCAGAUUCCAGAAAUCGGGAUAUUUUAACGACUUGUAAUAAAAUGUCCCAUUUAAAUAUAUAAAUUAUUUGCAAGCUUU
Messenger RNA from Drosophila sechellia, 893 nucleotides. RefSeq lists its product as uncharacterized. Bases 202 to 852 code for a protein of 216 amino acids. The record is from RefSeq and is a predicted model, not a curated record. Lineage: Eukaryota; Metazoa; Arthropoda; Insecta; Diptera; Drosophilidae. The transcript is spliced from 2 exons.